AUGAAAAUCGACAAAAAAAAAGAAUUCAAAAAAAAAUUGAUUACGUGUUUUUCGUUGCUACAAGUUUCGGACCCCAUUAAAAUAAUCGUGGAUGAGACAUUCAUCAAUUUAUGUAUUGUUCAUAAAAUUCCCAUUAAAGAAGAAUUGUCCAAAUUAGUAAAUAGACAACUAAUGCUAAUGACUACAAAAUGCAUAUCCAGCUAUGCAAAAAAAAUACAUAAUGAAGAAACAGCUUAUGGGAUAAGGAAGAUGACUCAUUACAAAUGUAAUCACAAUGAUGAAAGCGUAAAAAAUUCUGUUAAAAUCUUUUUAAAAAAAAUGAAUGGCGACAAAAAUUCAGCCUUUUCAAGGAAUAAUUAUUUCGAAAAUGAAGUUACCAUAACUCACAACUUUGACAAUGUGUAUAAUACGUGUGGUCGUCCAGGGAAAAGGUACAGGCUUGCCUGUGGAGAAGCGAAUGUGAGUGGAGAGGCGAAUGUGAAUGGAGAGGCGAAUGUGAGUGGAGAGGCGAAUGUGAGUGGAGAGGCGAAUGUGAGUGGAGAGGCGAAUGUGAGUGGAGAGGCGAAUGUGAGUGGAGAGGCGAAUGUGAGUGGAGAGGCGAAUGUGAGUGGAGAGGCGAAUGUGAGUGGAGAGGCGAAUGUAAGUGGAGAGACGAAUGUGAAUGGAGAAGUUAAUAUUAGGGAAGAAUACCAUGGCAGUAAAUCCAUAAAGGAAAAUGGGGUAAAAGAAGAAAUGGAAAAUAGUGGACACACUGUGGAAAAGACGGAACUUUCCGAUUCCAUGAAAUGCAUAAUAGAUUUAGUAAAAAAUAAUAACGAGAAAAAGUUUUUUAUAGCAACAAACAAUAGUGAGUUGAGAUCUUUCUUAAGAAAGGUGUUCCUCGUUCCCAUAAUUUAUAUUAGCGAAGGAGGAGCUAUCAAGAUGGAGAGCCUUUCCUCAAAGAAUAUGAACAAAAGGGCAACGGUUGAGUUGAGGAAGAUGAAAAUGCUUAAGUGGGAACGGGAAUUGAAAAUGUCAGAACAGAAGAAAGACAAAGAAAAAGUAAAAAAGAAUUUAAAGAAAAAAAAAAAGAAGCGCGGAGGCAGAAACGGGAGAUAA
This is a messenger RNA of Plasmodium gonderi, 1098 nucleotides long. RefSeq lists its product as hypothetical. Gene Ontology annotation, cellular component: small-subunit processome; nucleolus. The transcript is spliced from 2 exons. Gene Ontology annotation, molecular function: small ribosomal subunit rRNA binding. The coding region runs from base 1 to 1098 and encodes 365 amino acids. NCBI's taxonomy places the organism in Eukaryota, Apicomplexa, Aconoidasida, Haemosporida, Plasmodiidae. The record is from RefSeq and is a predicted model, not a curated record.